UUGAAGUGAAAGGAAACUUCGUGAGUUUUCUUAGCCCAAAUAUUUGAUGAUUCCUAUAGUAAGCUGUAAAAGAUUUCCUCAACUGGAAGUUUUCAGUUUUGUCUCUCGCCUUCAAGAUUAGUGAAAGGAGAUAAAAUGAAAUUCAUUAUCUUGGAUAAAAUUAGGAAACAUUAUUCUAUUUGAAUUAAAAAAGGUCGGAUCUUCAUAAAUAAAAUACGUUGGAAAUGGAGUUCCUAAAAAUCAACAAAAAACUACUCCCUGUAAAAGUUCAUUAUUUGCUGCUGAACGGUGCACAUGCUGGAGUUCUUCCUUACCUUCCUGUCUAUGCGAAACAACUGGGAAUAACAGCCAGCGCCGUAGGAAUUAUCUACGCUGUUAUUUGUUUUAUAACAGUACUUUCUAAACCCCUUUUCGGAGGACUGGUUGAUCACUUUCAGAAACUGAAGCCUAUGCUUUUACUGUUAAUCCUUACAGAUGUUAUUGCAGAUUUAGGUUUAAAUUUCAUUCCUCGUCCUCCAGAGAUCAGUAUGAACAUGGCCAAUACUACUCUGUUCUGUUACGGAAAAAGUUCUUAUUUGAUUAAUUAUCGAAGUCAUAAUUGUAGCAUUGAUUUAUGGACUAGAAUAAAUGAAUGUAGUUUAUCUUGUACUUUGUGUAAGCCUGAAAGUGAAUUCUGUUCAGGAAUGAAAAGAAAUCUCAUCAAAGUAGGAAGUAAAAAAGUCUUCAGUGAUUUCUUGUUUAACAACACCACAAAUUCUACAGAAGAACUGUUGACACAGUGUUUACCAGAAAACAGGCCGUGUUCUGAAAACUGUUAUACUGAGCUUCGAAAUUGUGAUUCUAUCAUUGAAAGCAAUUCGCCUUUGCAAUUAUGCAUAUUCAGCAUUUUAGUCGCUACUAUUUAUAUAGCUAAUGGUUCUAUAGUAUCUUUAUCUGAUGCAGCAUGCUAUAAUGCACUCGAUUCACGACCACAUCUCUACGGCAAACAACGUAUGUGGGGCACGAUUGGUUGGGGCCUCAUUGCAGCUUUGACAGGCUAUUUAAAUCAAAUAUUCACUGGAACAUCUAAGCUUUACAAUUAUUCAGCUGGGUUUUAUAUACUCAUCAUUCUUUUUGCUUUGGAUAUGGCAGCUGUUCAUAAGCUGAAUCUCAAAACAGUUCAGACAUCAAAGAAUAUCUGCAAAGAUGUCGGACAAUUGGUUGUGAGACUCAGAAUUGUAGUAUUCAUAAUAAGUUCAUUUCUAUUAGGUGCUGCUACAGGUUUAACAAGAUCGUAUUUGUUUUGGUACCUGCGAACUUUAAAUGCAAAUCAACUCAUUUUAGGGUUAGUAUCUGGUGUCCAGUGCUUCUUGGGAGAAUUACCAUUUUUCUUUUUUUCUGGGUGGAUAAUUAACAAAAUAGGGCACAUGAAUACCUUUCUUAUGUCUUUUAUUGCUUAUGGAUUAAAAUUUCUUAUCCAUUCAUUUUUAAUAAAUCCUUGGUUAGCUCUUCUCAUAGAAGUUUUGCAAGGACUUUGCUUUGGUAGUUUCUAUGCUUCCAUGACUUCCUACGCUAAAGUAAUUGCGCCCAAAGGAACAGAAGCAACGGUGCAGGGUUUAGUGAGCGGAGUCUUUGAAGGCAUAGGUGUUGCGACAGGAAGCUUAUUAGGUGGCUUUGGUUUCAGUAUUUUAGGUGGACGAAAGACAUUCUUUUGGGCAGGAAUAUUUUUCACGUUUUCUGGACUAUUACACUGGGGUGCACAUUUUAUUAUGAACUUAAAAAAUAUAGAUUCAGAUGCACACCCUAUAAACCAUGUUGAAAGUAAACUAGAGGAAGCCUAGCAAAUAAUUUCAUUCUGAUAUCAUACAACCUACGCUUCACAAGCUAUUAGUAUUGAUAUUUCGUCUACAGAUUAGAGCAUUUUUAGAUGUAGUUAUGGACCUUAAUAUAUUUCGCUGUUUGUUCAUACUAAUAUUUUGCUUCACAUAUUAUUGCUUUUACUGAUUAUUAAUUAGUCACGCUUCUUACAAAAGCCUUUAAUCAUAUUUAAAUGUGUAAGGUUUUUUAAGUAUAUUUGUAUAAUAUUCGUUUUUGAUAUUUCUAUUUUAUUUAUUUGACUUUCAAGUAUUUAAAAAUUUAAAUAAAUUAUGUCUAUCUGGAGAAUAUUAUAUAAAGUACAUUUUUUAAUAUCUUUCACACAGAGGUGUAGAACACAAAUAGAAAUAAUUUCGUUUCGCAAAAAUGUAUUUUGGUUUAUAAAAUAUAAUUCUUUUAAAUCGGUAACAAAGAAUUUUUGUUCUUCAUUAAAACAUUUUCGUAUUAAGUUUUGCCAUAUUAUGUAUAAUCUUAUAUUUUGAAAUAUUGGUUAUAAUUUGAAAAGAAGUUUAAUAUUAUUUUUUUUAAUUAGGAACUGAAAUUAAAAUGAAAUUGGGAAUUAUUAAAGUCUGAACGUUGAAGAUUAGGCUAUGGCAAUGGUUAUUAUCUUGAAGAAAUUGACAGAAACUGUCUGUAAUCGAAAAAUUCCUUUCUGAAUUACCGUAUAUGCCAGCGUAUAAGACGGACCGGCUCUAUAAGACGCACCCCUUUUUAUACAUAUUUUGGAAGAAUAAGACUUUAUUACUGAUCAUUAUUAUGAAUUUACAAUAUUUCAAAUAUAAAACAAUACAAAUACAAAGUAAUAUUUUCUGCAAAUACUCAAUCUAUGAGUUGCAUUUUUUAGAUACUCUUCCUGACGCCACCAUAUUUCCAUAUUCUUUAAUAUACGCAAUCAUACGUAGUUUGUAUGCUAUGUUACAGCAAUGCCUACGUUGUCUUUGAGCCAUAAGUAGAAAUUUUACACACUUAAAAGUCGUUCACAAAAAUUGAAAAGUUUAAACGAACCCAACAGUGAUCAUCGAUAACAGCGCAUGCGCAUUCACUGAACUCUACGUAACUUUAAUAUUCCCACACUCUGCAAGCAAACAAGAAAAAAAAUCGUAUAACUCCGACUACAGGAAAUUUCCAGAUAUGUGUGUAACCAAAAACUAAGUAUCGACGUUGAGACGCACCCCGUUUUUCAGACCUAUCUUCAAAGAAAAAAAGUGCUGUCUUAUACACCGGCAAAUACGGUAAAUGGGCAUUUUAUUGUUCUUUUUCUCAAUAAAUGCAUUCUUGAGGAUAGCAGUUAUUUUAGUGGUUUUUCUUCACUAUUGCUGUCUUAAUUAAAUCUUCUUUGAGAUUCAACAGUUAUCCCCAGACUGGUUUAGUUUUGGCCCUUUCUUUUAUCGAUACAGGCUGAAACGAAAGGUCCAAGCCGAGUUCAGACUGACCCUGUUGUACUAAUGCCGUUAUGUGUUCAUUUUUUCAGUUCUGACUGUUUGUGUUCACUACGGAUUUAAAUUUAAAAGACUGAUUAUUUGAAAUUCUUUAAGUGCCAUCUUUACUACAAAUAGUUAUGAAAACCCUCUGUUGAUGCAGUUUUCAUUCGUUUUCUUUCUUUCUUUCUUUCUUUCUUUAUCUAUAUCAAUGAAGUGGAGAAAACUAAUCUCAACUGGAAAAUGAAGUAAAUGCUUAUAUAUGAUUAAAUAUAACCCAUUUUCUUUAUAUUUUGUGUGAAUAAAAUUUCUUUCUGUU
This is a messenger RNA of Stegodyphus dumicola, 3591 nucleotides long. RefSeq names its product major facilitator superfamily domain-containing protein 6-like. Gene Ontology annotation, molecular function: transmembrane transporter activity. The record is from RefSeq and is a predicted model, not a curated record. Lineage: Eukaryota; Metazoa; Arthropoda; Arachnida; Araneae; Eresidae. Gene Ontology annotation, cellular component: membrane.